AUGAUGUCGAACGGGAAGAGGAAUCUGGCGAGGGUGUGGUCGGAUGUCGCGAUGGGCGAGCUCUCCGUGCUGACCUGCCUCUGUGGGCUUGCCUUCAUCAUGCAGUACAGCGUCUUUUUCAUGCUCAUGUUCAAACAGCCGGGCAUCAGGGACUUCAACGCCCCGUACUGUGAAUCUCUCCAUUAUAUCAGCGACAAGCUCGCGAUGGACAAGGGUGUGGCGAGCCUUAUGGUGAUCAGCGGCGUGCUCUCGUGGGUGGUGAUUGGGGUUAUCAGCGCGAGGCAAGACACAUGGGUGAACCGCGGUAUAUUCGGCUGGUUGGCCACGGUGGGGUAUGCGGGAACAGUGGCCGUGGUCCUUUUCAACAACACCAGCAACAACGGGGAUAUUCAUCUUGCCGGGGCGGGUGUGUUGGCUGUGUCGUACAUUAUUGCACAGAUCAUACUGAGCCUGAUCUACUUCGCCGAGAAGUCCAUAUCGAAGAUCAGCAAGUGGUCCGCCCUAGCGUUGAGCUUUGCCUGCCUUUGCUUCCUUCUCGCGUACAUUAUCGUUUACUUCACUAUGGUCUACUUGAAUUCGCCCUGUCGGAGCACCGUGGUGAUACUCGAGUACGUGGUCUACCUGAUCACUUCGUUGAACAAUGUCAUUGUCUAUGUCGCAUUCACGGCUAACCAUACCCGCAAGAAAAUAGACUUCUAUGACAGGAGGAAUGGCAAUAUUGGCAUGGAUUUUGUCCCUGUUGUGCAUCCCAAGGUGGAACUAGAAAGGCUCAUUUACUGA
Guillardia theta CCMP2712 is the source of this 780-nucleotide messenger RNA. RefSeq lists its product as hypothetical. Bases 1 to 780 code for a protein of 259 amino acids. NCBI's taxonomy places the organism in Eukaryota, Cryptophyceae, Pyrenomonadales, Geminigeraceae. The record is from RefSeq and is a predicted model, not a curated record. The transcript has a single exon.